Vollenhovia emeryi is the source of this 348-nucleotide messenger RNA. Its product is annotated as cytochrome P450 6B1-like. The annotation marks the transcript as partial. Gene Ontology annotation, molecular function: heme binding; monooxygenase activity; oxidoreductase activity, acting on paired donors, with incorporation or reduction of molecular oxygen. The record is from RefSeq and is a predicted model, not a curated record. The transcript is spliced from 2 exons. NCBI's taxonomy places the organism in Eukaryota, Metazoa, Arthropoda, Insecta, Hymenoptera, Formicidae.
GUGACAAGACUUUACCAAAAGGCGCGAAUAUUAUCAUUGCAAUUAUUAAUAUAAAUCGAAAUGACAAAUACUGGCCGAAUCCUUUAAAAUUUGAUCCUGAAAGAUUUCUUCGAGAGGACACUAAACAUUCUCAAUAUUAUAUUCCUUUUAGUGAUGGUCCAAGGAAUUACAUUGGUGACAAGACUUUACCAAAAGACGCGAAUAUUAUCAUUGCAAUUAUUCAUAUACAUCGAAAUGACAAAUACUGGCCAAAUCCUUUAAAAUUUGAUCCUGAAAGAUUUCUUCGAGAGGACAUUAAACAUUCUCAAUAUUAUAUUCCUUUUAGUGAUGGUCCAAGGAAUUACAUUG